Messenger RNA from Pipistrellus nathusii (Nathusius's pipistrelle), 1596 nucleotides. The record is from the annotation of a GenBank genome assembly. NCBI's taxonomy places the organism in Eukaryota, Metazoa, Chordata, Mammalia, Chiroptera, Vespertilionidae.
AUGGCGGACGUGCUGAGCGUCCUGCGCCAGUACAACAUCCAGAAGAAGGAGAUCGUGGUGAAGGGGGACGAGGUCAUCUUCGGCGAGUUCUCCUGGCCCAAGAACGUCAAGACCAACUACGUGGUGUGGGGGACCGGGAAGGAGGGCCAGCCCAGAGAGUACUACACCUUGGAUUCCAUCUUGUUCCUUCUCAACAAUGUGCACCUUUCCCACCCUGUCUACGUCCGGCGGGCAGCCACUGAAAACAUUCCUGUGGUUAGAAGACCCGACCGAAAAGAUCUGCUUGGCUAUCUCAACGGGGAGGCAUCAACGUCGGCAAGCAUAGACCGAAGCGCCCCUCUCGAAAUAGGCCUUCAGCGGUCUACUCAAGUCAAACGAGCUGCAGAUGAAGUUUUAGCAGAAGCAAAGAAACCACGGAUUGAGGAUGAAGAGUGUGUGCGCCUGGACAAGGAGCGGCUGGCUGCUCGCCUGGAGGGGCACAAAGAGGGCAUCGUGCAGACGGAGCAGAUUAGGUCUUUGUCGGAAGCUAUGUCGGUGGAAAAAAUUGCAGCAAUCAAAGCGAAAAUUAUGGCGAAGAAAAGGUCUACCAUUAAGACGGACUUAGACGACGACAUAACGGCGCUGAAACAGCGGAGCUUUGUGGACGCCGAGGUGGACGUGACCCGGGACAUUGUGAGCAGAGAGCGCGUGUGGAGGACGCGCACGACGAUCCUCCAGAGCACGGGCAAGAACUUCUCCAAGAAUAUCUUUGCCAUCCUUCAGUCUGUGAAAGCCAGAGAAGAAGGGCGUGCCCCCGAGCAGCGACCGGCCCCCAACGCAGCGCCCGUGGAUCCCACAUUGCGAACCAAACAGCCCAUCCCAGCUGCCUACAACAGAUACGACCAGGAGAGAUUCAAAGGGAAAGAAGAAACGGAAGGCUUCAAGAUUGACACGAUGGGCACGUACCACGGGAUGACGCUGAAGUCCGUGACGGAGGGUGCGUCGGCCCGUAAGACUCAGACACCUGCAGCACAGCCCGUACCGAGACCAGUUUCUCAGGCAAGACCUCCUCCUAAUCAGAAGAAAGGUUCUCGCACACCCAUCAUCAUCAUUCCCGCCGCUACCACCUCUUUAAUAACCAUGCUCAACGCCAAGGACCUGCUGCAGGACCUCAAGUUCGUCCCGUCGGACGAGAAGAAGAAGCAGGGCUGCCAGCGGGAGAACGAGACGCUGAUCCAGCGGAGGAAAGACCAGAUGCAGCCGGGCGGCACGGCGCUCAGCGUCACGGUGCCCUACAGGGUCGUGGACCAGCCCCUGAAACUUAUGCCUCAGGACUGGGACCGGGUCGUGGCCGUUUUCGUGCAGGGUCCUGCGUGGCAGUUCAAAGGGUGGCCAUGGCUUUUGCCGGAUGGAUCACCAGUUGACAUAUUCGCCAAAAUCAAAGCCUUCCAUCUCAAGUACGAUGAAGUCCGCCUGGACCCCAACGUGCAGAAGUGGGACGUCACGGUGCUGGAGCUGAGCUACCACAAGCGCCACCUGGACCGGCCGGUGUUCCUGCGCUUCUGGGAGACGCUGGACAGGUACAUGGUAAAGCAUAAAUCCCACUUGAGGUUCUGA